Molecule: messenger RNA, 540 nt
Organism: Aspergillus puulaauensis
Lineage: Eukaryota; Fungi; Ascomycota; Eurotiomycetes; Eurotiales; Aspergillaceae
Product: putative pathogenesis associated protein Cap20
Exons: 2
Coding region: 1-540 (179 amino acids)
Source: RefSeq, a predicted model, not a curated record
AUGGGCGAAAACGCAGUCAACGGCGAGCGGGCCCAGUCCCAGUUUUUGGAGCAUCUGACCUCCUACCCCGUCGUCUCGGACUCAAUCACCUUCUACAAAGGAAACAAAUACGGCGCCAAAUCAUUGGAGUUCGCCGACCAAGGCUACGGAAUUGCCAAACCCUACCUCACAUACCUGUCGAAACCCUACGGAUACGUUGCGCCGUACGUCACCCGAGCAGACUCCCUUGGUGACAAGGGCUUGCAGAGGGUAGAUGCGACCUUCCCUUUUAUAAAGGAGGAUACCGGCACACUUAAGAGCACCAUCUAUGACACCGUUCUCUUUCCAGUGCGACUUGUUGGGGAUGCCAAGGGUCAUCUCUUUAGCACCUAUGGUGACGAGUAUAAGAAGUGCGGCGGAGAUGGAAUUGUGGCAAGCAGCAAGGCUAUCAUCACCACCAGCCUUGUCCUAUCUCAGGAAUCUCUGGGUUUUGUCAGCUCUCUGCUCCAGCAGAAGAAGGCCCAGGUCAAAGACCUCGUGAACGAGCAGACCCCAAACUAA